AUGGUCAAUAGUCAAGUCGUUGUCCUCGGCGUUGUCGCGGCAGCUGGGGUCUCUGUGCUUGUUGGAUACGCGGUGACGCGCUUCUACUUCACCGAUCCUCCGAGGCAGAAUGUCGAUGGCGCGAACGGCGAGUUCAGUCAGGCGGCGUACAUGCGGGAUGUGCGGUUGAGGAAUCAGGACUCCAUCGCGGCUGUCAUGGGUCUUGGUCGGCGAGAUAUAAAAGCAGCACAAGAUAGGGUACAAUCAGGCUACUCCUGA
Molecule: messenger RNA, 258 nt
Organism: Zasmidium cellare ATCC 36951
Lineage: Eukaryota; Fungi; Ascomycota; Dothideomycetes; Mycosphaerellales; Mycosphaerellaceae
Exons: 2
Coding region: 1-258 (85 amino acids)
Source: RefSeq, a predicted model, not a curated record